AUGAUUGAAGAAACGGAUGCAGGUAGUGUCGUACGUUAUUUCAGGGGCAAGAACAUCCUGAUCACCGGUUCAACUGGCUUCCUAGGAAAAGUGCUUGUGGAGAAGAUACUGAGGGUUCAGCCUGGCGUGAAAAAGAUCUUCCUAUUGGUUCGAGCCACCGAUGAUGGAUCUGCAAAGCGUCGGCUCCAGACUGAGGUGACAGGGAAGGAGAUCUUUAAAGUUUUGAAAGAAAUGCAUGGCAAUAAGUUUGAACAAUUCAUUGAAAAUAAAUUACACCCUUUGGCGGGAGACAUAAUGUAUGAGAAUUUUGGGCUACACGACGUCCAAUUGAAAGAGCUGACAGACGAUGUAGACAUCAUUGUCAAUGGAGCUGCUACUACAAAUUUCUACGAAAGAUACGACGUGGCUUUCGACACGAAUGUCCUGGGAGCAAAGUAUGUAUGCGCAUUUGCAAAGAAGUGUGCUAAACUGAAGAUGUUACUUCAUGUUUCAACUGCUUAUGUAGCUGGUGAUCAAGAGGGAUUAAUACCAGAGAAAGCAUUCGUGAUGGGUGAGACACUAAGUGAAGGCACACACUUGGACAUCGAAUCCGAGCUAAAUCUGAUCAAAGAUACCCUGAUAGAACUGAACACUAAUUCUUCUUCAGAAAAGACAGAGAGGAUAACCAUGAAGGAACUUGGCCUCAAGAGGGCUAGGCAGUUCGGGUGGCCAAAUACAUACGUUUUCACCAAGGCAAUGGGCGAGAUGGUGCUGGGGCACCUGAGAGGCGACCUUCCGGUUGUCAUCGUUCGGCCUAGCAUAAUAAGCAGCCUCCUGAAGGAGCCAUUGCCUGGAUGGAUGGAAGGAGUCAGAACAAUCGACUCGGUGAUCAUCGGUUACGCCAAGCAGGCCUUGAAAUUCUUCCUAGUCGACCCCAAUACCAUAAUGGACGUGAUUCCAGGGGACAUGGUGGUGAACGCUAUGAUGGUGACCAUGGCCGCGCACUCGGAGGAACAAGCGCAGACCAUCUACCACGUGACAUCUUCGCUGCGCAACCCGGCUUCCUACACGAUUCUCCAAGAGACGGGCCACCGCUACUUCAUUAACAACCCACCGCGAGGGAAGAACGGCGAGCCCAUCCGGCUGAACAAGAUGUACUUCUUUAGCACGGUCACCUGGCUCCGCGCGUACAUGGUCAUCAAGUACAAACUCCCUCUCGAGAUCCUUCGCCUGGUGAACAUUGUGCUCUGUGGUGUUUUCUCGCGGCUCUACGACGAACACAGCAGAAAAUACAUAUUGGCCGUGAAACUGAUCGAGCUCUACGCACCUUACACCUUAUUCAAAGGAUGCUUUGACAAUAUGAACCUUGAGAGGCUGAGGAUGGCGACGGAGCAAAAUAACGAUGGAGAACAUUACUUCGAUUUCGAUCCCAAGACAAUCGAUUGGGACGACUAUUUCUACAGGGUCCACAUUCCCGGUGUGCUCAAGUAUCUGGCGUGACUGAGCUACAUCCAACCGGUUAAAUUUUCAACGCAAGUGCCUAGCUACAAAAUAGGAUGCAAUACUUGUUACACCACUCCUGCGAGUAUGCUUGAAGAAAUACUUAUCCAUGUUGUACAAGUGUAAUUUAUAUGUUCUUCAGCUAAUUUAAUAUGGACACGUGUCUAGUUGGUGCUC
Lolium rigidum is the source of this 1656-nucleotide messenger RNA. Its product is annotated as fatty acyl-CoA reductase 1-like. NCBI's taxonomy places the organism in Eukaryota, Viridiplantae, Streptophyta, Magnoliopsida, Poales, Poaceae. The record is from RefSeq and is a predicted model, not a curated record. The transcript has 10 exons. Gene Ontology annotation, molecular function: alcohol-forming very long-chain fatty acyl-CoA reductase (NADP+) activity. Gene Ontology annotation, cellular component: intracellular membrane-bounded organelle. Gene Ontology annotation, biological process: suberin biosynthetic process; long-chain fatty-acyl-CoA metabolic process. The coding region runs from base 1 to 1479 and encodes 492 amino acids.